UUCUUGAAAGCGAGCAUGUAUUCGCCUGUGUGUAUGUGUUUGUGUAUGUGUGUGAGAAUGUGAAUGUGAAUGUGAGAGUGAGUGCUGUGUGCGUGUCUGAAUGUGAACAAGUUGAGUAAACAGCCUGGCUGUAGAUCUCGUGCUUUUUCUACAAUUGUUCUUAAGCUAAGGAGGAAAAACUCGAAACUAUUAUGAUUUAUUAAUUUGUGACCUGGGAUACGAGCUACCAGGACCGGCUACGUCGCUAACAAGAUGAACGCACAAUAACAUACUCUGUUUUAUUUAAAAUCCAGCCUGUCACAAAUAACGGAUUUUGGUCGCUAUCAUGUCAAGACAUUGACCUGGACAGAGUUAGUCUUCAGUCGGAUGCUGAGGGCUGAUUUUCGUCUUCAAAAGAAGUUUACUGUGUCAUCUGUGCGUGUGCGCGCGCGCGUGCGAGUGUGUGAAUCUGUGUGACUGUUUUCUUUAGAAAGUUAAGUGCCUUUUAAUGUACAAAUCGCUGUAUAUUUCAAUGAAUGCACUGUAGUUGUCGCAUGGCUUCAAACCAGCGGAAAUUCUGUAACAGAAAUUGGUGAAGAUAGUUCAGCCAUAUUUGUCAAAGUUCAGGAUGUUGAAGACUUUGACCAAGAAGCUAAGAAGACAUUCACUUAACGAGAUACAUCCCUUUCAAUUCAAGAUUUCUUACCAUGGCAGUGGGGAGGGAGCAGAGAGUGACGAUUCUGAGGGGGAGAACCAGGAGCUUGCACAGAUUGACCGAGAGAGGCGGCGGAACUGCGGCUUGACACCUCUGGCCACCAGCCAGCAACACAACCAGGGGCCUCCCUCACCGGCACGCGUCCGUCGCCUACGCCUCCUUCUAGAUCCCAAUCUCGACCGUCACUCAUCUGAAGAAGAGCUGGAGCGAAUCAGCCGUGGCGUUGGAGAUGGCAGGAAGUGGACGCUGUGCCAUGGCGACUACCACAGCAGUGCCUCCAGCGAUGAGGAAGUGCGGGAAUUGUGCGGCUGUGGCCCAGUUGCAACAGCCUUGGAGCCAGGGACUUGCCUGGCGGCCUCCCCCAGCCCAGUGCUCUUUAGCUCCAGUCCACCUCGCAGCCUCAAGCCCCCACCCCCCAUACGGCUUCAGUUCCAGGUGGUGCCGCCCGCUGCCAGGCCCAUAAUCUUGACCCACUUUGACCAGUCAGCGGCCCCCUAUAGGAGAAACAGGCACAGCUACAGUGGGGAGUUGGGUAGGCCGAGUCUGGACCUGGAGAAAAUGCAACAGAAAAUGCUCUUGAAAAAGAAUAGUGGUGGAAAAACAAGGACCAUAAAGAUACGGAACUUGACUGGUACUCGCCCUCCUCCCAGGUAUGCCUACGAUCCCUCAAUUUAUGCCUUCCGGUCCCUCAGCACGGCCCCUCCUUGCAGUCCACUGACUCCCUCCGAAGACCCCCCAUGUGUAUGAGGGGAUGAUCCCCCCCCCCGACACACACAAACGUACAUACAUACCUACACACGUGUAUUUACUUGAUAGAACUAUAACUUGUCUCAGCUUCAAAGUCUGAUGAGGAGAAUGAGUAAUACAAUAAUAGUAAUGACUGCUUAAGACUACUUGACAAAGCCAUGUUUAAAGGUUCAUAUAGUACUCUCAGGUAAUCCUGCUUUGUCAAGUAAUUCUGUUGCUCAGACAACUGUUCACACACACGGAACCGUCUAAGACACCAACAAUGGGUAGAUCUUUACCUUGAUUUUGUAAGAUAAUGACAAUGAGACAGGCAGACUGUAGGCCCUGAUAAAUGACAAGGCUAAAACAAAAGUCGCUUUAAAAACACUGCUUUACUGGACAUUUCAGGAAUUUCAUAAACAACCUGUUCCCUUUUAGACCCCUUUUCAGCGGAUUGCUAUUCUUAAAGUGGACUAUAAAAAAGAUUUUCAAGGGAAAACGAAAGCAUUCGAAACACCUACAAAGGAAGACAAUCAAAGGUAAAAACUUAGGGCAUCUAGACUGGACAACAACUCAUUGUGACAUCUGUAACCAAGAGCUUUUUGACACUUUGCAAGCUGUACACCAGCAAAAUAUAAACCAACAUUAUCCACCUGACAAUGUCCUGGUACACAUGAAUAGGCUUUGGUGACAAAGGGCCUCCCUGGAACACGGAGUCAUUUGAAAGUAAAGUAGAUCUUAUCUGUUUUUUUUGCUGUGCUAUUUGAAUUGUCAAGGUCUUGAGAUACUGCAAAAUGUAUAUUCAUUGUUUUGGGGUAACUAACAAAAGUGUGACCAGCAAACCUGAUGAUGAUAUGGUGCAUUUUAUCUUAGAGAAAGAGGUUGAAAUCAAAUACCUUUGUUCUCUUUUCCUGCAUGAAUUUCACUGUGCUAUGGUGCAGAAAAGACAAGUAUGUGAGCAUGUAAGAAAGAAGUAUAAGAAAUGUAGUAGAAUGUGAUGUCUUACUAUCAUUUCGGUGCUGUCAUGACUUUGUGUAAUACGCAACAGUAUGCUACGGAGUUGGAAACUGAGACAACCAACCUUCAUCUUAAGUCUCUCAUCUUUAUGCCUCUGAAUGACAUUCCUAUCAUAUUGAUUAUGCUACACAUGAGACUAGUCUUGACUGUAGGGUCUGAGGACAGUUUUGAAAAACUAUUUAUGCAUAUGAAUGUAUCCCAAGGACAUGUUGAGAUCAAAACAGUGUUGUCACCGUAACAAAGCUCUGCUAGAAUGAAUGUAGUGCUGCGCUGUGACUUUUGUGUCUCUUGCAUAACAUCUGAACAAAUAAACGCCCUGUGGCCUCGAUUCUUA
Messenger RNA from Esox lucius (northern pike), 2771 nucleotides. RefSeq lists its product as uncharacterized. The transcript has 5 exons. Lineage: Eukaryota; Metazoa; Chordata; Actinopteri; Esociformes; Esocidae. Bases 608 to 1441 code for a protein of 277 amino acids. The record is from RefSeq and is a predicted model, not a curated record.